This is a messenger RNA of Dendronephthya gigantea, 879 nucleotides long. Its product is annotated as solute carrier family 35 member F4-like. The record is from RefSeq and is a predicted model, not a curated record. Lineage: Eukaryota; Metazoa; Cnidaria; Anthozoa; Malacalcyonacea; Nephtheidae. Bases 18 to 776 code for a protein of 252 amino acids. The transcript has a single exon.
GCAAUAAAAUACUAGAAAUGCGCAGGGAUUUUAGUGACAAUUCAUUGGUUUUCUUCAAUAUUCAGGUGGGUACGUCAGGGAGUAAAUUCUUGCGAACAUUAUGUGGUGUUGGUAUUGUUAUUGGAAUAGCAAUAUCAUGGGUUGGAUCGACGCAAUUCGCAAAGAGUACAUACACAAGUACAUUUAAUGCGCCGUGGUUCGUCGUUUGGUUUUCCACCAAUUGGAUGACCUUAAGCUUUCCUGUCGUUUCAUUUUGUUAUCGACUUGCGAAUGGCAGCAGUUUCCUCAAUAGCUUUGGCAAGGCUGAAAGUAUCUUUGGUGAACGAGGGUUAUGUCCAUACACGUUAUUAACGCGUUGUUUACCGUUUGCCGUACUCUGGGGAGCUUGUAACUACAUGUAUACCAGAUCGCUUUCAUUCUUAUCUGCAACAGAUGUCACGGCGCUGUUCAGCUCUACGCCAGCCUUCGUCUUUGUUCUUUCACUCCUCCUUCUGAAGGAUGAAAUAUUCUCGUGGCGACGUCUCCUGGCAACGCUGAUCUCUAUAGGAGGAAUAGUAAUUAUCGCCUAUAGUGAUGGUUUUACUGGACCAACAACGACCGGCGUUCUCCUAGGUGUGGGUUCUGCUGUACUGGCUGCGAUGUACAAAGUGACAUUCAAGAUCUUCAUUGGAGAAGGUGAUGUUGGACAAGUCAGUCUAUUCCUAACUUGUCUUGGUUUAAUAAACCUCCUCUGGUUUCUGGCCAAUAUUAGAAGUUAUUUAUUUUACUCACUAUGAACAUAUAAAUUGGCACCAUAUUCCUUGGUCAUAUCUGUGUGGCUCGGCAGCAUUAGCAUUGCUGUUUAAUUUUCUUAUAAACUUCGGGAUAGCAUUCACCUUU